This is a messenger RNA of Filobasidium floriforme, 402 nucleotides long. RefSeq lists its product as uncharacterized. The annotation marks the transcript as partial. The transcript has a single exon. Lineage: Eukaryota; Fungi; Basidiomycota; Tremellomycetes; Filobasidiales; Filobasidiaceae. The record is from RefSeq and is a predicted model, not a curated record.
GGUGAAAAUCGGGGUUCUUUCAUGCAAGGACCAUCUACACGGAACGUACGGAUCGAGAGGCAAUGGCGACAAGUUGGGGAAACAGUAACACAGCAAUUCACUCGUCAUUUCCUGGAGAUGGAACGUGUUCACCACCUCUAUCGUGAAGAUCCUAUUGACAUCUACUGUCUACACUAUGUCUUCUUACCCUACAUCAACUUCGUGUUGGGGUAUUACGUCGACAUGUGGAACUACCAUGGCAUGUCCAAUCAAGGACUCAAAGGACUUAGCCCAGCGCAGAUGUGGUAUCGAGGUCAGUUUGGACGAAAUUGGUCUUGCGUUGGUCCAUCGUGCACUAAAAUCGACCAAAUUGGACUUGCGAACUGCUACAGGAGUCGUAGAUGCAGCUGCAAGCGGCUUUGA